GAACAUACCGGAUAUCGGUGAGUACAGAGAGCGCGGGUGAAGAUGAGGAGAGUCUCGCGGGUGAAGGUGUCGUCACGCAUCUCACCAUGACAACGAGGGUAUCGGGGAUGGGUAGUCCAACGCCCGGUGGUUAUCACCGCGGCAUGGCCGGUGGCCACCACAAUAAUCAGCAUGUGACAUUUGAUCCUGAGGCGCAACCAACCAUGCUGUACCCAACCACCAGUCUUCUGGAGAGACCUGAUAUUAUUGAUAAAAAAGUUAAAAGACAAAGUAUUCACGGUAUGAUGGAGGAGGAGAAUGUUGUCCGACCCCACCAGGAGAUCGCCAGUCUCUCUCUGGCUGAGAAGAAAUAUCUCUUGGCAGUGGAACGGGGCGAUGUCGCCUCAGUCAGACGGAUGCUGCAGAAAGCCAUGGAGGACAAGUCGAUAAAUAUGAACUGCGUUGACCCGCUGGGUAGGUCUGCACUGCUCAUGGCAAUUGACAAUGAGAAUCUAGAGAUGGUGGAACUUCUCAUAAAGUACAAAGUCGAUACCAAGGAUGCACUGUUGCACGCUAUAUCCGAGGAGUUUGUGGAGGCUGUUGAGGUACUUCUUGAGCACGAGGAGACUCUUCACAGGGAUGGCAAGCCCCACGUAAGCAGCCCGGCUGUGUCGUCCGCUUGUCAUAUGACAAGCUGGGAGGCUCUCGAUCCAGACACAGCGACAUUCACCCCCGACAUCACGCCUUUAAUACUCUCGGCCCAUCGUGACAACUAUGAAAUCAUAAAAAUUCUUCUGGACCGAGGCUCGGUACUGCCGAUGCCCCACGACGUGCGCUGUGGAUGCGACGAAUGUGUAACAUCGAGAAUGGAGGAUUCCCUGAGGCACUCGAGGAGUCGUAUAAACGCCUACAGGGCGCUGGCCUCCCCCUCUCUCAUAGCCCUGUCUUCCAAGGAUCCAAUUCUAACGGCUUUUGAGCUCUCCUGGGAGCUGCGUCGAUUGUCCUUCCUCGAGCACGAAUUCAAAUGCGAAUACCAGGAACUCAGACGACAGUGCCAGGACUUUGCCACAGCACUCCUGGAUCACACUAGGAGCUCUUACGAGCUGGAAGUGCUACUAAAUCAUGAUCCAACGGGACCAGCCUUCGAGCACGGCGAGAGAAUGCAUCUGAAUCGGCUCAAAUUGGCCAUCAAGCUCAGACAGAAAAAAUUUGUUGCACACCCAAAUGUCCAGCAAUUACUGGCCUCAAUUUGGUACGAGGGACUCCCUGGCUUUCGUCGCAAGAACAUGGUAUUACAAGCCCUCGAGAUUGUACGUAUUGGAAUUCUAUUUCCAUUUCUCAGUGUCGCGUAUAUCAUUGCGCCGCACAGUGUCUUCGGUCAGACCAUGAGAAAACCCUUUAUCAAAUUCAUCUGUCACUCGGCGUCGUACUUCCUAUUUCUCUUCAUGCUGAUUCUCGCCAGUCAAAGAAUAGAAUCGGUGAUCGGUCUGUGGAUGGGUCAGGACAUUGAUGAGCACGAGCCAGAGUCGAAAAGGGGUGCUGCACCGACACUAGUCGAAUGGUUCAUCUUGGCAUGGGUAUCGGGGCUCAUUUGGUCCGAGGUGAAGCAGCUCUGGGAUGUGGGACUCGAGGAGUAUGUCAAUGACAUGUGGAAUGUCAUUGAUUUUGUUACAAAUUCACUGUACGUCGCGACAGUUGCAUUGAGAAUAGUCGCUCAUUUUCGAGUGCAGGAGGAGAAUAAGGGACAAUUGCCAGGAUCAAUCGUGGAACUGCAGAGGGAGGAGUGGGACACGUGGGAUCCGAUGCUCAUAUCCGAGGGUUUAUUCUCAGCUGCCAACAUCUUCAGCUCACUGAAGCUUGUCUACAUAUUCUCGGUGAAUCCCCACCUUGGGCCCCUCCAAGUAUCCCUAUCCAGAAUGGUGAUGGACAUUAUGAAAUUUUUCUUCCUCUUCGUUCUCGUCUUAUUUGCAUUCUCCUGUGGUUUGAAUCAACUCCUAUGGUAUUACGCUCACAUGGAGAAGAAGAGAUGUCCAACAGCAACAAUAUAUCCCCACAACAAUAACAUCACCAACAGCGAUACCAAUGCCUGCAUUGUCUGGAGGAGAUUCGCCAAUUUAUUUGAAACAACGCAGACACUUUUCUGGGCAGUGUUUGGCCUCAUUGAUCUCGAGAGCUUCGAACUCGAUGGCAUCAAGGUAUUCACGAGGUUCUGGGGUAUGCUGAUGUUCGGAACUUACUCUGUCAUCAAUAUAGUGGUGCUCUUGAAUCUCCUCAUCGCUAUGAUGAAUCACUCCUACCAGCUCAUCUCCGAGCGUGCGGACGUCGAGUGGAAGUUUGCGAGGAGCAAACUGUGGAUCAGUUACUUCGAGGAGGGGGGCACUGUGCCACCACCUUUCAAUAUUAUUCCCACACCGAAGAGCUUGUGGUAUAUUGGGCAAUGGAUACAUAAGAAAUUUUGCGGGCACAGCAGAGCUGCUAAGAAGGAACAUAUGAGAACCAUUCGGCGAAAAGCCCAACAAGCCAGUGAGCGUGAUCUGAGAUACCAAGGCAUAAUGAGAAAUCUAGUCCGACGAUACGUGACUGUUGAGCAACGAAAGACCGAGGGUGAGGGUGUAACCGAGGAUGACGUCAAUGAGAUAAAGCAGGACAUCAGUGCUUUCAGAUGUGAACUCAUUGAGAUAUUGAACGCAUCGGGAAUGAAAACAUCAACUAGCUCAUCAACCGGUACCGGCGCUGGGGGGAAGAAGAAUCGACAGAAGGAGAGGAGAUUGAUGAAGGGGUUCAACAUUGCGCCACAACCUGGGGGCAGUGGUAGUCUUCCACCGGUUGCUGAGUAUAUUGCGUCACUGCAGCAAGCCCAGCAUGAUCACAAGACUCGGGAGUUGACGAGUAGCACUCUCAGUGGAAUAUUCGCCCCUGUGACUGCUCUCAAGAAGAAUCCACAUCACAUGAGCACUAAUAGUGUUCCAGCUACUUGUAACAGGCAGAAUAGGGCCUCCAGGAAUGGCUCGAGGAAGAGGAGGUGGGGAACUCUGAUCGAAGCUGCUAAGGUUCGGUCGAGAUUAAUAGACACCUACGCAUCCACAGGAAGAUCACGCUCCGAGGACUCAAUGUAUCCCCCCGCCUCGGAAGACGGUGGUUUCCGAUCCGAGGGGUCCUCUGAUUCGAAAUCCUCCUUGGAUGUACCAACAGCUGGGGGCUCUCAGGAAAAUCCCCCGAAUCCCCAGCAGUGUGAGCGACCGAAUAACGUGUUCACGCACAAUCAAGUUUUCUCGUCGGCUCUAGCUGCACUGAGAAUGAAGAGAAAAAAAUUCUCGGGGUCUAGGGCGUCCACACCAGUGAUGACUAGUGGAAAUACGUCGGCUGUUGAGAGUAUCUCGGCAAUGCCAACUGCAAGCUCAGUGAGCUCGGUAAAUCAAUCUACCAACAAGAGCCAGUUGCAGAGGGCGAGCAGUGUUCCAGCGAGGAAGAUGGAUUUAAUUUCAAAUCAAAUUAUCUCGGUUAGGUGUCAUGAUGUCACUCAGAGUCAACAGCCGAGCCUGGAUACCAUGGAGAUUACGAGUGUUAGUGAAAGACUUGAGGCUGAUGACAUAAGGGUCGACGUGGAAGCCCUGAGUCCUUCCACAACCGACGAGAGCUUCCCAAGCCAGCCGACCACCUCGGGUGAUACACUCCACACGCAGAGUCUCACAACGAGCAUCAAGAGAAAUGGCUCAGCAACACAAUUGCAGAGACUCGCUGGUAUCGAUUCAAUUCGCGAUGUCACCUCCGGCUGGCUCUGAGGCCAUAAUCCGACAUUUCAAUUGACUCGUUGCUCGUUCUAUCUCAUUUUGAUUGGCAACAGGGGAUGAAAAAUACUCCGAGGAAACUAGAAGCGCGCUGGCGCAUUUCCACUGUUUCUCCGAGGCAAUGAGGGGUUCAUACCAAUAAUUUUUCUCUCGUUUUACAAUGGCCAUAAAAAUACUGUCGUUUUCCUUCGACAUAUUGUAUUUCCUCACAUGCACAAAAACUCGUGGCCAAUCGUCGAAAUAAAUCGAAUGGGGGGCGGGGGGAUUACGAGAGAAGGGGGACAUUGGUGCCACUUGUAUAUGCGUUGACAACUGCCAGUUAAUUCGAACUGUGUGACGCAGUCAUUACCGUGGUUUUUAGAGGGCUAUUGCCCUCUUCAUGUCACUCCCACUCUGCGUUUUUCUAUUCAAAUCAAAGAAUAAAUUAUUGAGGAUUAACGCAGAAUUCGAGUGGCUUGAGACUAUUUUAAUUGGAAAUUAUCACUAUCGAAUUUUAUCGUAACGUUAAUCAAACAUUUCUUUAGUGAGUUUUACAUAGAGGAAAUAAUGAUUGAUCAAAGACGUGGUGAGAAAUUAUUAACGAAUGUUGGACAGGAUUAUAAAUAUAGCUGGUGGAUGACCCGUUGUCGUCACGACCAAGUAGCACCAGCUGAAUGCAUUAUUAAUCUAUCGUAUUACCAAUGAAAAAAAAAACUAGAAUUAAAAAACGACAUAGUAAUUUUAAUUCAGAUGCGAACGCACAAUGUGGAACAACAUGAAUUUGGCGCGUAUAUUUAUCAGAGGGAAGAAUGGAAGGAGUGGGAAUUAUAAGGAUACCAAAGAAUGGAAUACCAUCAGCCUUUUUAUUGCAUACUCAACCAAAUAAAAAAAUUAAUG
Molecule: messenger RNA, 4643 nt
Organism: Diachasma alloeum
Lineage: Eukaryota; Metazoa; Arthropoda; Insecta; Hymenoptera; Braconidae
Gene: Trpgamma
Product: transient receptor potential-gamma protein
Exons: 18
Coding region: 87-3761 (1224 amino acids)
Biological process (GO): calcium ion transmembrane transport; regulation of cytosolic calcium ion concentration; manganese ion transport
Cellular component (GO): cation channel complex; membrane
Molecular function (GO): protein binding; inositol 1,4,5 trisphosphate binding; store-operated calcium channel activity
Source: RefSeq, a predicted model, not a curated record